AUGAACAAAUGCGCCAAGCCCGGUCUAGCUGCGGCGGCGGCGGCGUUGUUGUUGGUGGUGAUGGCAACCCUACUCGUGGCGGCCAAAGCGGAAUGCGGCGUCGACGUCGGAAACGUGGUGAGUAGCUGCGGGCAAUUCGUGAGCAAAGGCGGGCCGAAGACGCCUCCUUCCCCACAGUGUUGCAAAGCCCUAAACGGCGCCGACGUCCCUUGCGCCUGUAAGAACCUCUUGACUCCAAGCAUUCAAGGUUUGAUCGACAUGAACAAAGCCGUCUUCGUCGGCAGGUCCUGCGGCCUCUCUAUUCCCGCCGGCAUGAAGUGCGGCAGUAAGUAA
This is a messenger RNA of Linum tenue, 333 nucleotides long. The record is from the annotation of a GenBank genome assembly. NCBI's taxonomy places the organism in Eukaryota, Viridiplantae, Streptophyta, Magnoliopsida, Malpighiales, Linaceae.